Frankliniella occidentalis (western flower thrips) is the source of this 1323-nucleotide messenger RNA. Its product is annotated as retinol dehydrogenase 12-like. The transcript has 6 exons. NCBI's taxonomy places the organism in Eukaryota, Metazoa, Arthropoda, Insecta, Thysanoptera, Thripidae. Bases 163 to 1170 code for a protein of 335 amino acids. The record is from RefSeq and is a predicted model, not a curated record.
AGGCCGGCCUGGCGCUCUUGGCCGUUCCCCCCCUACCCAUACCGGCUCCAACGCUACCGUUAGUUCUCGAUCGUGUCGUGCUCAGGCGGCUCGCGCAGCCAGCAGGCGUGGACUUGGAGUCGGCAGCACCAGACUUAGUAGUGCCACAGGCAGGCCGGCGCCAUGGUGUGGCUGUUCGGUGCCAGCUGUCGCAGCAACGCGCGCCUGGACGGCAAGCGCGCCGUCGUCACGGGUGCCAACACCGGCAUCGGCAAGGAGACGGCCCUGGACCUAGCGGCCAGGGGCUGCCGGGUCGUCCUGGCGGUGCGCGACACUGCCAAGGGCGAGCGCGCGGCUGCCGACAUCCGCAAGAAGCUGAGCAGCAAGCGGCGCGCGAACCUGGCCGUCGGUGAGGUGACCGUCGAGCACUUGGACCUGGCGUCGCUCAAGUCUGUGCGCGCGUGUGCGCUCCGCCUGCUGAACAGCGAAGAGCCGGCCAUUCACAUCCUUAUCAACAACGCCGGGGUGAUGGCGUGUCCGAAGGCCUACACCGAGGAUGGACACGACCUGCAGUUCGGCGUCAACCACCUGGGCCACUUCCUGCUGACAACGUUGCUGCUCCCGCGACUCAGGGCUUCGGCGGGCACCACGGCUGACGGCGAGCCCGACCCCGCCAGGGUCGUGAACGUCAGCUCCGUCGCCUAUAGCUUUUCCCGGAUCGACUUCGAAGACUUACGCUUCGAGCACGGCUACCGACCAUUGCUCGCGUACUCCCGGAGCAAAUUGGCCAACAUGCUUUUUACGCGUGAACUUGCCAACCGGCUAAAAGAGCACUCCACACCCGGUGUCACGAGCUACUGCGUGCACCCCGGGGUCGUUGCGACCGAGCUGUUUGAGCACUUCGACACGUUCAUCAUCCCGGGGACAAAGUUCUUCCUGGACAACGUGGGACGCUUUUUCAUCAAGACGCCGCGGCAAGGAGCACAGACAAGUCUUUACUGCGCCGUGAGCAGAACAGCGGCGCAUCAGUCCGGCCUGUACUACGUGGACUGCAGCGUUUCGACGCCCUUUGCCAUUGGCAGAGACGACGAGGCCGCCAAGCGGCUGUGGGACGUAAGUUGCGAGCUGGUGGGGCUACGUGGUUACGACCCGCUUGGCACUGAAGACCCACCCACUUCACUGUUCACCUAGCCGCAAAGAGGGGACGCCAUCUGACAGUAUUACUGGUAGCCGUAUGUGUUCGCAAUGUCACUUAAAAGUGUUGUAUUAUUGCAGUAUGCAGUAAUUGCUGCAAUUUUUGGCCGUAUUUUAUGAAUAGUUAUCUGAAAAAAAAAACUACAUUAA